Messenger RNA from Arabidopsis lyrata subsp. lyrata, 1704 nucleotides. RefSeq lists its product as uncharacterized. Lineage: Eukaryota; Viridiplantae; Streptophyta; Magnoliopsida; Brassicales; Brassicaceae. The record is from RefSeq and is a predicted model, not a curated record. The coding region runs from base 745 to 1656 and encodes 303 amino acids. The transcript has 2 exons.
CAAUACAUAAAUUUCUCUCGGCUUUCAAAAGAAGAAGACGUUUUAUAAAAGAAGGAGGCCAACAAAUUUCUUUUGUUUUCAUAUCUUUUUGCAUACGAUUUCCACAAGAUAUGUCGUCUAGAGGUCGUUCAAACACAAAUUCUUCCAGGCAUAGAGAUACAAAUGCUCCCAGUGAAACUACUGCGAGAGUAAGUAAAUUAUUUUUUUCUGUUUUCUAAAAAAUUUCAUCGUAGGUAUUUUGAUUACUUUUACAGGAAAAUAAAACUAAUUAUAGAAAUUUUUAAAAUUUGUAGACCAGACAGAGGUAUAGAUGGUCUCCUGAACAAGAAAAAACUUUGAUUGAGUUGUUUGAUCAUGCAAUUUCCAUGACUAAUUACACUCUUAAGGAUCCUCCGCCUAUUGGUCGAGAGUAUAUGGUUGAAAAAUUUAACCUAGCAUUUAACAUGAGUCUAAGUUAUGGGUUUUUCAAAAACAAACUUGAUGAGUUUAAAAAAGCGUACAAGAGAUGGAAAGAGCUCACAAGAUACACUGGUAUCACCGUCGAUCCUGAGACAUCCACGAUUUAUGCAUCUGAUGAGUGGUGGAUGCGCGAGAGUUGGUAAUAUAUAUAUAGUAAUUCUUCCAUUUAUAUUUACUAAUACUAACACACAUACACGUUAUAAUAUAUAUAUAUAUAUAUAUGUUUUAUAGGGAUGCAAAAUAACAACUAAGUUCAAACGACAGCCGCCAGAGUAUUAGGAUGUGAUGAAACGAUGUUUUGUAUUACAUGAUGUUUCGUCGCAACCCCAAAAUUCCUCCCGACAAAGAAGAGAAGAUAUAAUGAACGAGGGACUUGAUGAUGAUGCAACACAUGAUUACUCAUACAACGAUGAUGGUGACAUGCAUCAAACACAAGUGCCCGAGACCCAAGAAGAUGAAGAAGUGUAUCGUGUCAGCGUUAAUGAUGAUACACAUCCUUCGAAUGAGUUUGUGCCUAAUACAUUCCGAGUACCUACUAGAAGAAAUGAGCAACAAAACAGAGUAAACUCGCAGUCUACUGUCAGGCGUGGGAAUAGUUCACAUCGGUCUAGUGGAAGUUCAGCAACAAAUGUUGGAAGUGGUUCAAGAGAAAAUCGUAGACGACAAUCUUUUGAGACAACUAUACAAGAUACUAUCAGUGGCUAUAGAGAGUUCCAACGACAAAGUUUACAACAACUUCGGCCGGGAAAUUUUGAUCAAGAAGAUUAUGACGAAUUCAAAAAGGCGGAAGCAAUAUUUCUUGCGCUACAACUUCCAAAGAAAACUAAAUUCUACUGGGCAUGCAUCGAUACGCUAAAAGAAUUAAGAUUUUGGCGGCGGUAUUUCAUUGAUAUAGCUGGAGGCACCGACGAAGAUAAGAUAGAACUGUUAGAAGCUAUGACUAGUGUUUCUCGGAACGAUCAAGAUUUGCCAAGAAGAUUGGGCUCAGGCCACUCUUAUGGAGGUUCACAUUCAACAAAUCCUAAUUAUCAACAGUGGAGCUCACCACCAAACGCUCCUCAAUGGGGAACACCAAACGCUCCACAAUGGGGAACACCACCAAACGCUCCACAUUAUGGAACACCACCAAACGCUCCACAGUAUGGAACGCCACCAAACGCUCCACAAUGGAGCACACCACCAAACGCUCCACAAUAGAAUUCACCACCAAAUGCUCCACAUUGGGGAUCAUCGCCAAAUGUUUCA